Acaulospora colombiana is the source of this 322-nucleotide messenger RNA. The record is from the annotation of a GenBank genome assembly. NCBI's taxonomy places the organism in Eukaryota, Fungi, Glomeromycota, Glomeromycetes, Diversisporales, Acaulosporaceae.
GAAAAUUUCGGUGCCUUCUAUUUGCCCUCCCGAUAUCUCCCGGGUCAUUAGUGACCUUCUCAAAGGUAAAUGGGCGACGAGACCAUCCAACGAACAGCUAUCGCUCGCAGGCAACGCCCCCAUCAAGGAUAACUGGGAUCCCGGUUCAGGUUACGAUCACGAUGCCAACUUAUUAAGACUACGAGAUUAUCCAAAGAGUGAAGGUGAAGUGUUAGAUACAUGGAAAGCGAGGGCACUUCUCUGGGAGGACUUGAACCGAGACAAGGGGGAAGAACGUUCUUCUGUGUCUCGAAUAGAACCUAUUCCCCCGCAAAGCCUAUAG